UCUAAACACAACAACAUGGCGGGAGCAUGCGGCCACGAGCAUCACAAGCAUGAUCAUGAAAGUGCAGAUUUGGGAUCUUUAUACACACUUUAUACAAAAAUUGAUUUAGAAAAAGUGCAAUGUCUUAAUGAAGCAGAGGAGAGUUCUGGAAAAACAGUGUUUAAACCAUGGGAUAAACGGCUUGAUAUUGACCAGUUUGUACAAAGUGACUGUGAUGAAGAAUUGCUGUUUAAUAUUUUUUAAAAAUACAAUGGUUCAUGUAGAUGUGUGUGGUAUUGAUGUUGAUUUUCCAUUCGAACCAUAUGAAUGUCAAAUGAGGUAUAUGGAAAAAGUUAUCACAUGCUUACAGAAAGGUAUACAUGGCGUACUCGAAUCCCCGACUGGCACCGGAAAAACACUUUGUCUUUUAUGUGCAACUUUAGCUUGGCGUGAGACAUAUGCUGCAAGAUUACAGUAUGAACGUUAUGGUCAAAAACAAAACACUGAUUUUUCUGAGCAACUUGGUGAUGCAUUAAAUAGCGUUUCUGGUAGUUUAAACCCUGGUGGCUCAUGGGAAAGAGGAUUUGUUGAAGCACCACAGAUUAUAUAUGCAUCACGGACCCAUUCACAACUCUCACAAGCUGUGAAUGAAUUAAAAAAUACACGCUAUAGCCCAAAAAUAUGUGUUUUGGGUUCUCGUGAACAAAUGUGCAUUAAUUCAGAAGUCAUGAAAGAAGAGACUAAUAACGGAAAGGUUCAUAUGUGUCGUAUUAAAGUUGCAGGAAAGCAAUGUUUUUAUCACAAUAAUUUAGAGGCUAGCAAAGCCUCUGUUCCAACUGGAGUACUUGACAUUGAAGAUCUUGUUGCUGCUGGCACUGAAAAAAAAUUCUGUCCAUAUUAUAUGGCAAGAGAGAUGCGAAAAGAAGCGGAUUUGAUUUUUAUGCCGUAUAACUAUGUUCUUGAUGUCAAGGCUCGCAAUGCACACAGUAUUGACUUAAAUAAUACUGUAAUAUUACUAGAUGAAGCACACAACGUGGAGAGUGUAUGUGAAGAGAAUUCAUCUUUUGAUUUGACAUCAUUCGAUUUGGCUUCCUGCAUUGAGGACUGUCAACAAUGUAUCGAAACGUUGUUACAACAAGAAGAAGAUGGCACGAUGCAAGAUGAAGCAUCACCUGGUGAUUUGACAGCUGAGGAUACCUCUCUGAUGAAAACAUUAUUUUUAAAACUUGAAGCAGCCAUUAGUGAAGUAGAGUUAGAUAAAAAUGAAAGUGUCACGAAGCCUGCUAGUUUUCUCCUUGAUUUGUUAAACCAAUUAAAUGUAAACUCACAGUCCAAAGAUCAGAUAAUGGAUACUCUUGAAAAAAUGAGUGGCUUGAUUGCUGGAUCAAGUCGGAAAGUUUUCAAGGCAAGGAAUUAUGCUCUCGAUAAAUUUGCCACUAUUCUCAAAACCAUGUUUUCAAGGAAUGCAGACAGUUCUUCCUCCCUGUCAUCAAAUCUACCGAUACAAAAGUACUACAAGGUACAUAUCCAGGCUGAACUAAAUGAUCAAAAAAACAAGAAAAGAUUAGAUGUAUGGACAAGCAAGUCCAGUUCUUCAAAAGAAGCUCCAAGGACAUUGAGUUACUGGUGUUUUAACCCUGGUCUAACUAUGCAGGAACUGGUGGCACAUGGAGUUAGAUCUUUAAUUUUAACAAGUGGAACUUUGUCUCCGUUGUCGUCUUUUAAAGCAGAACUUAGCAUCGCGUUUGAUGUUGAGUUAGAGAACUCACAUGUGAUAGAACGACACCAAGUAUUUGUUGGUAUACUACCUCAAGGACCUGAUGGAAAGCCUUUAAAUUCAUCCUAUAAAUUUCGAUCAACCCCGGAGUACCAAGUCAGUCUUGGUAAUACGAUCGUCAACCUGGCGAGGAUCAUUCCGCAUGGUUUGUUGGUAUUUUUUCCUUCAUACCCCGUCAUGGAUAUGGUGAUUGCAAAAUGGCAGGGAUGCGGUAUAUGGGACAGGCUUAGUCAAAACAAAGGCUUGUUUGUAGAACCGAGACGUAAAAGCGGACUUGCUGAAACUAUGGAACAAUUUUAUGAAAAAGUACACGAUCCAAAUUUUAAAGGCGCUGUAUUUUUCGCCGUUUGUAGAGGGAAGGUGAGCGAAGGCUUAGAUUUUGCUGACACAAAUGGCCGAGCCGUAGUUAUCACUGGUCUACCAUUUCCACCGUCAUUCGAUCCGAGGGUUAUCUUAAAGAAACAAUAUCUUGAUGAACAAAAGAAUAAAGUAAGCAUCAGUGGAAAGGACUGGUACCGACAACAAGCUUCCCGAGCUGUCAAUCAAGCCAUUGGCCGUGUUAUUCGACACAAAAAUGAUUUUGGCGCUAUUUUACUGUGUGACGAAAGGUUCCGUAACUCCGAUGCAAAAAGCCAUCUUCCAGUAUGGAUCAAACAACAGAUCAAAGAAUAUAAAGAUUUUGGACAAGCUCAACGCGAUCUUGCCAUAUUCUUCAAAGAAACGCAACAAAAAAUGGGUGUGGUUGAACCUAAACAAAAGAGGAAGUUUGACACAAUAUCGAAUGAGUCUGACCAAUUGAGCACGAAAAGGAAAGCGUUAAAGACAUAUUACUCAGCUUCUGUACACAUCAACAACAACAACAACAACAACAACAACAAAUUGUCUUUUGGCAGCAACACGAUGUCGAACAGCGCUGCGAAAAAUUCUUUGUUUGUUUUAAAUGCUGACAAACAGGCGAAAGGUAGCAUAUUUGAGUCUUUGCGCAGAAAUGAAGGUGCGGCAGAGAAAAGUGGAGGUUUACAAUGUUCUUCUCUUUCUUCGACGAUUCUUGGAAACAAUGUUGGUAAUCCGCAACCGAAAACCAAAAAAUACAGACUUGUGACGUCUGCUAAUGUCGAGAAAAAAAUGGGAGUAGGCGGAAAGAAGUUAAAAGUCCAAAACGCAAAAGAAUACCUUUCAAAGGUGAAAAAAACGUUACCGAAAAAUAAAUAUGAGAAGUUCGGACAGGUCAUGAAAAUGUUUAAACAGAGUGGAAAUAUAAAAACCUUGAUGAAAGAAUUUGAAGAUGUUUUUGACCGUACUGACUUAGAACAUAUAUCAUUACUAGAAGGAUUUUCAUUUUUUAUUGGUAAAGAAAGUGAUAAAAAAUACUUUGAAGAAGCUUGUGAAAAAUUCUCAGCAACACAAUGCAUCAUAUGUUUGGAAGAAGCGUAUAAGCCUCACGCUCCUCCUUGUUGUCAUUUUGCAUGUUAUGCAUGUUGGGUCUCUUCCAAGAAGCCAGGAUUGUUGAAGUGCCCAAAGUGUGAUUUAUCCUUUAAAUGGAAACAACUUCAAAAAUCCUACAUUGAUGGCCAACUUGGAUUGUAUGGUUAUGAUUUUAGCAAAUUCAUGUAAUACAUCGCUCGUAAGAGUUCGUGAGUAAACGAAUCGUCAGAAAAUAUGCUCAGCCAUGAACUUUUCCUUUAUAUUGUAUUUCUACUGCUACCGCUUACGACGCAAGUGAAAACUUCACAAGAAACCACCCAGAAUGCCGUUAAAAGGUUCACUC
Molecule: messenger RNA, 3524 nt
Organism: Hydractinia symbiolongicarpus
Lineage: Eukaryota; Metazoa; Cnidaria; Hydrozoa; Anthoathecata; Hydractiniidae
Product: regulator of telomere elongation helicase 1-like
Exons: 31
Coding region: 128-3370 (1080 amino acids)
Biological process (GO): telomeric loop disassembly; regulation of double-strand break repair via homologous recombination; DNA repair
Cellular component (GO): nucleus
Molecular function (GO): hydrolase activity, acting on acid anhydrides, in phosphorus-containing anhydrides; DNA binding; ATP binding
Source: RefSeq, a predicted model, not a curated record